This is a messenger RNA of Arabidopsis thaliana (thale cress), 1552 nucleotides long. RefSeq lists its product as uncharacterized. Bases 126 to 806 code for a protein of 226 amino acids. The record is from RefSeq and is marked reviewed. NCBI's taxonomy places the organism in Eukaryota, Viridiplantae, Streptophyta, Magnoliopsida, Brassicales, Brassicaceae. The transcript has 2 exons.
AUCGCAAAACCAAAAACCCUUUCCUAUCCCUAAAACCCGAGAGAGCAUCUUCUUCUCCUCUUAGGGUAGAAGAAGGACGAAAAUCGGAGGAGGAAGAAGAAGAUCGAUUCGAUUUGUGAUCAACGAUGAGCUCCUUCAAUGGAAACAGCAACAUCGACAACCUCCUAAUCCAAACCCUACUUGGACGUCUCCAAAUUCGUCCCCCUAACUCUCAUUUCCUCUCUCAAUCCCUAGACGACCUCCUCUUCAAAUCCGACGACAGCGACGGCGAUGAUGACGGAGAAGGUCAGACCAGUCUCGACAGAGAAGAAGCUAGGCUUGAGAAAGAGCUAAUCCGAGUCAUCGUCUCUGGUCGAAGCGAUUCUCUCAAGCCGAAUUCAGGUCAAGCCGUGACAGUCAACGAACACCACAUCUGCGUUGGGUUUCAUGAGGAUGAGGAAUCGGAUUAUCGUGUUUGGGAGUGGCAUGGUCAUAUCAUGUUGUUUGAUGAAGAGAAUGGGUACACGCCUGAGUAUAUCUACGGGAAUUACUUCGAGAGGUUGCCUGUGAAGCUUCCUAAUAACCGCCGUGUGGAGAAGGAGAAGAAGAAGGAGAUGAAAGAAGAGGAGGUGGAGAAUUUGGGGCUUAGAGAGUUGAUCGAUGGUGGUGACGCUGCUCCUGGUAGGAUUCUUCAUAGGAACAACAUCAACAUCGGUUCCUCAAGGCCUUCAAUGCUGUUUUGGACACUCGAUUUAGUUCACAAUGUGACUAGUGAGACUUCGUCGAUCUCCAAAUCAAUUGCUUUCAUAUACAGUUCACUAUAUUAGUCAGGGAUUUUCAUGCCAAGAAUAUUCAUUUUUACGGUGUCCACAAAUAUUGAUAUAGAAUGUUGUUUAAAUGUUCAUAUGAUGACCACAUCUAGAUCUUCCGAUAUCCAUUUACAUUACUUAAUGAGAGUUCUAAGACGAUGAAUUUUAAGCUUGUGGUGUGAUAAUCUACUCAAUAGUAUUAGUAAUGCUUGAUCUUACUCUUGCCUUUUCAUAUUCUGUUCGGAUAUCCAUCCUCUUCCAAGUAUCUAUUAGAUUAUUCUCUUGUUUCACUUUAGAUUCCAACUUUAACUUGAUUAUCUUGCGGUUACAUACUCAAAAUGUUUAGAAUCGAUCACUGAACUUACGUGGUUCAUCGUGAACUGGCAGGGUCUAAGUUCCUAAGAGCGUCUUGGUAGGGAGAGGUCACAUUGUUCGGGAAGAUUUCAGAUGUGUGAACAACUCGCGACAACAAAACAUAAGGUGCUGGUGGGUCUACGGGUUCUAUUCCGUUUUAUUUAAACCGGGAAAUCCAUGGGUGAAUCUGUUUUCUUUAAGAAAUUCAUCUGAAGUUGUUUCUGAACCAAAUUUACAAUACAUGUUAAUGAAGAGAGAAAAGAUUACAAUGCAUGGUCAUCGAACUCGGAAGCUUUCAAGUUUCCCCAUGUUUGUUUAUUUUGUGUUCUUAAAUCAGAAUCAUAUGUUUUGCUCAUUUUACAAUUCUGCUUUCGAUAACGAAAUUUAAUUGAAUCGUUUUCAAAUCUCGA